AUGUCGCUAAACCCCUUCAAGUUCGUUCACGACAAAGCUCCUGAGAAGCUCCCUACGAUUCUUCAAAAUCCGGAUAUUGUCACUCUUGUUCUCAAAUAUUUAAAAAUCAAAGAUACCGACGACGAAAUGCCCGCACUUUUGUUCGAUUGGAAUCAGGCCGGCUUCAACGACACCAACGUCCCAAAUUGUCGUAACGGUGUCGCAGGACAGACCCAAGAGGCUAUAAUCGCACACAUCCUUGCAAACGGAGCAACCGAUUUUAUGAAUCUGAACAUACUAUUCAUUUUUCGAAAUGGUCAAGCAAUUGGGGCUUGGCACAGGAAUUUCUGUGUGGCUUUGCCUUGGGCGAAACAUCAAGCUGGUGUUCCAGAUAUCUGUAACAACAUCUUAAGACUUAAUAAGAUUACGGCAGACACAGCCAAAGUCGAUAUCGAGAAUUUUUUAGGCAUCUUGUUAUAA
This is a messenger RNA of Paraglomus occultum, 459 nucleotides long. Lineage: Eukaryota; Fungi; Glomeromycota; Glomeromycetes; Paraglomerales; Paraglomeraceae. The record is from the annotation of a GenBank genome assembly.